CGACGACGACGACGAGAAGCCCGAAACCGACAGAAGCGUAAACGCGAGUCCUAGGUGCCCGACAGGAUGCCGCUGCUGCGCAAGAAGCCCUUUCAGCGUCUUCACGUCUCCUCCGACUUCCGCGAGGACGACGAGGUCUUUCAUUGCGCCGUGACUAAUGAGAUUUUUAAAGAUUACAAUGAGUUUUGCGAGAGAAUUAUCCUGUGUAAUUCAAUGAUAUGGUCGUGCAGUAUAACUGGAAGGUCCGGAAUGACCUACGAAGAAGCUUUGCAAUGCGAGGAGCACGCGAAGGCAAGCCUCAAGGAAUUUCCGAUGGAGUUGCGUAUCCCAAUCUUGUACUUAGCUAGUAAAACAUCGAGGACUUCUUUUGGUGAAAUGAUAGAGGACAUUUACCAGUAUGCUAGAGAACGAUAUUUCAUUGGAGAAAUGGUUGAAGCAAGCUUCACCGAAGAUUCAUGGUGCGAAUGUCAUGUUUUACAAGUUAUCGAGCCUACCCAACAGCAAAUUAAUGCAUUUAAUUUGGAAAACAGCAAAAGUCCACAGGAUAGAUUAUAUUAUCCUCCGGCAAAAUUAUUUCGUUAUGAAGUUGAACAGCUAGAUUGUGGCGAUACCGACGUCAGUCAACUGAUGAUUGUAGAAGCUUCGCAGGUCCGUCGAAGGAAGCAGCAGUAUAGUCGAGAACGUAAUAAAAUAUUCCUUCGAAUGCUAUGCGAGCAAAACACUAAUGGUGUUUGGAUAGUAAAGGAAAGUGUCUUACAAAAAUAUGGCAUUAUUAAAACUCGCUUUGAUUCGUUAUUUGCUGGGCCACUACCCGAUUUUACACCACGGCCAAGAAAAAUAAUAAAGCAAAAGCAAGAAUCUUUGGACAAAUUUCUUGUUUCCGAUGUAUCUAAGCAUAGGACGUUCGAUAAGCCAGAUCCACUGAAAAAGAUUAAUUCUAGUGACACUAUUAUAAAGAAAAAUCGAAAACCUAGACUUAAUGGUAAAUUUAAGGAAGAACUCAAGGCAAAGGCCUUAGAAGAAAAGGCUAAACGUAAGGAGGAAAGAUUAGAAAAAAAGGAGCGUAAAAAAGAAGAAAAAAUAAAACAGGCAGCAUUGGCAGCAUACGUUAGAAAGUGGAAUAAGCCACGAGAAGACUUGGAAUGCGAAGACCUUAAACCUCUUCCAAUAGCGACUCCCCUUAAGUGUCCGUUAUUAAAUGAAAAAUUUGGUGAUUUUGCCAUUAUUUUAGAAUUCUUGCAGUUUUUUCAUGAUGAAAUUGAGGUUAAAACAUGGUUUCCCAAUGGUUUGACCCUUGAAGUUCUGGAAAAAGCAAUAAUGGAUAAAGAAAUAAUAGGUCCAUUAAAUGAUCUCAUUCAGUUACUUCUUGCAAAUAUUUUUAAAUAUCAGGCCGAAGAGGAGGACGAAAUUCACGCAGAAGCAUCCGAAGCAGUUACCGAUAAUAAUGUUGAUCAAAGAGUAUCAUCAAUGGCAGAAGCCGUCAAAUUGGCAACAAUGGCAUCGAGUUGGUCCCAAACUCAUCAAGGAUGUCAGUUGUCAGAGAUCGCCUUAGAUUAUUAUACAAUGAGUGAAAUAUUAAGGCAGCAUCUUCUAAGUUCUGGUGGACGUAUUAGUGAAGCAGCCUCAAAAUGGAGAUAUUCCCAGAGAGGUGGAUAUACAAAUCAAGACGAUCCUGCUCUUUUACUUAGAAUAGAGAAGCCACGGAUUUUGCGUUUAUUAAGUCAUCGUAAUAUAUGCGAAUUUAAUUUAGAAGAUCGAUUAACAGUUGUAAUUUGUUUAAUAAAUCAACUGCUUACAUUCGCAUCUAUUCGGGAUAUUAUUGAUGAAAGGUACGAAAAGCUUUUUCAAGCAAAAAAAGAGUUAAAAUAUUUUAUAAUUGCUGAACAGAAGAAAGAGAAAGAGGAGAGGGAAAAGUUGAAAGAAAAGGAGAAGGAUGGUAAAAUUGAGGAGGAGGAUCCAGAACGAAAGAAGAUAACUCGUAAUAAUUAUAAAGAAGAAAAGAAGAAGGAAGAAUUCGAAGCGAAACUGAAAGACUUACAAGAAGCUUCUAGAGACGAUCAAAUGAUGGUGCUCUUAGGAUCUGACAGAGCGUAUCGCAAGUAUUGGCGCUUAUUAUCCAUACCUGGAGUUUUUGUGGAAAAUGUUGACUCGUGGUCCGGUCACUGUUUACCAGAAGGGACUCCAUAUAUGCCAGAACUUGCAGAUACCAACACAUUAUAUUCUUAUUUGAAAAAUAAAUUCGAGGACGAAUGUAGUGAUAAGGAGAAUAGUUUUAAGAAAAAUAAAUCUCCCAAAAAAGUUAGUUUUUCCGAUAAAAAUGGAGUCAAGUCGCCUCGUAAGGAUACGAAAAAAGAUAUACAUAAAACCUUAAUGGUUUGUACGGGGAAUAAAGAUUGUCCCGUACACAUAAAUAGAAUCGGGCCCAAGUGGAGCUUCUAUGGUAAAGAGCAAGAUAUCGAUAAUUUAAUUGAUGCACUAAGUGAAAGAGGUAUUCGCGAGUCCGAACUUAGAAAUAAUCUUGUACAUGAAAAAGAGAGCUUGAUAGCUGCAAUUGACGAAUGUCCAAAGCAUAAAUUUAAUUCCGAUGUCUUUGCAGAGAUGAUAAAGGAUGCACCAAAAUUAUCCAAGAAAAAUAAAGUUGAUAAUACUCAUAAUAAUUAUUCACCUGAUAUGACUCUUGAUGAUAUUUUGGAACUUACUUUACGCGAUUAUGUCUUGGAUUUGGAAGACAAAAUCAAAAUGGGUUGCCUGGGUUCUCUGAAGGUAGUGAAUCGUGAUACGUGGCGAAAUGCUAUUAAUAAUCGCAAAUAUGAUAAGCAGUGUGAUAAACUUGUAUAUGGAUUGAAUGAAACUGCAGUAGACUUCGCUGUUAAUGUAGCAUUAGAUAAAAUUAAAACGGAAUCUAAAAGUAGUAGGCCAGGAACUCCUGAUUCGGAAGUCGGUAGUUCCAAUACAAAAGCAUACAGAGAUCCAGGAAAAUAUUUGGGUCCUCCCGAUAAAAGUGAAUCCUUACCAGAUUCUCUACAGCAAACUGCAAUCAAACAAUUAGCAUGCGCUAUUUUACAAAUAUCUCAAGCUAUUGAACACAAGUACCUGAAAAAACCACUAGGCGUCGACGAUAAAGAUAAGAAGUGGUCCAGUGAAGAAGCUAGGGAUCGAUGGGAGCAAUCGCUUAUGUCAUCGACAAGUUGGUCACAACUUUUUGUACAUUUAAAUACAUUGGACAAUAGUAUCGCAUGGAGUAGGAGUGCAUCGAAUGCACAAUGUCGAAUUUGUCGAAAACGCAGGGAUGCUGAAAAUAUGUUACUUUGCGAUGGUUGUAACAAGGGUCAUCACAUAUACUGUUUAAAGCCGAAGUUAACCGCUGUACCGGAAGGCGAUUGGUUUUGCUAUGUUUGUAAGCCACGAGAAGUAAAAUCAAAAGAAAAAGCCAAGAAACGAAGAAAAUUUGAGGAUGAAAUCGAUGAAGAUACGACGCUUACGAAAGAAACGAGGCAUAGUCGUGCAAGAAGAAUCGUCGAUAGUGACGAAGACGAAGAGGAGGAGAGAGAUACUAAUCAGGAGGAAGACAGUGAUGAAGAAAUAUCGAAAUCAACACAACUUUGUGCAAUUUGUGACAAUGAUGGGAAGCUUGUAGCAUGCGUGACUUGUCCAAAAUUUUACCAUAUCGAUUGUCUCGAUCCACCCCUUACAAGAGUACCUCGUGGUCGCUGGUCUUGUACAACUUGCAAAUCCCGGAAAAGCAAUCCAAGGCCAGUGGUAAAGGGUCGUGAGAAGGAGCGAGAGACCGAAAGAUCCUCCGCUGCUGCGGCACGUUCUCGCAUCCACGGCUUCGCCAAGAGCCUUCUUACUAAAGAACCUAAAGACUGGGAUGAUAGUAGCGCGUCCGAGGAAACUGAACAACCACGGCAAACGAGAAGGUCGGCAAAACGAGCGGCCGAAGUUGAAAUGGAAGAGGAGAAGAUAACUGUAAAAGGUUGCAAAGCAUUGUUUCAGGAACUUGUACACGACGUUACACGUCAUCGAGAUUCAUGGCCUUUCCUCUCACCCGUUACAAAGGAUGAGGUUCCCGAUUACUAUGACUAUAUUUCCGAACCAAUGGAUUUUGGUACCAUAAAGAAAAAACUUGAACAUGAUAACUAUCGUACAAUACAAACCUUUUAUAGCGAUUGUCUUUUAGUUUUUGAUAAUUGUCAAACCUACAAUACAGAACAUAGUGCCGUGUAUAAUUAUGUUUUUAGGGCUGGUAUGAGACUACUGAAAUUUUUUGAAAAACGAUGUAAAGAGCUAAAUCUAAACUAUGAUGAAGAUGCAGUCCGACAACCACAUCUUAAAUUACAGAAAAUAGACAGAAACGGUGACCAAAACGGUUUAGAACACAGCGAUGAUGAUUCAAAUCAUAGCUAGAGAAGGAUUUUUAUUUGUAUGUGUAACAGUUUACAGUGAUUUGCCUUCCUUAAAAUCCUAAAUUAAAAUUACUUUUUAUUAUAAAUCGUGUGGAUUUUAACGUAGCAAAUUGCUGAUAAAAUCAAUCGUUUAUUGACAAGAUAUACUUUUGGAGUUUAUCUUACUGUGAAUUUUUUUUUUUUAGUUUGAACAAAUUAUCAAAGCUCAUUUAAGUGUUAAAAAGUGCAAGGACUUGACCGACUCAGUAGAGGUUAUUCAUAUUAACGGCUGAUUUGGUUGAUAUCUAAACGCUUUUUCUAUUCGUAGAUAGUUUUGCACAUGUUUGAUUCAUAAAUUUCUCCCGGGGUUUAGCUGAGAUUAGUAUUAUUUACCGAAACACAAUCUUCUCAGCAAAAACCUUUUAAUAUAAAGUAAACCAGUGUGGGAGACUUUAUUUCAUAAUGUCCCAGUUUAAAUAUCCAAUUUAGCAUUUCACUUAUUGUUCCAUAAAUAUUGUUAUAUGAUCCACUUGAUUCAUAAAUUAUUUAUUCGCUUAACUAUA
Messenger RNA from Ceratosolen solmsi marchali, 4948 nucleotides. It is a transcript of the gene Acf, whose product is annotated as ATP-dependent chromatin assembly factor large subunit. The record is from RefSeq and is a predicted model, not a curated record. NCBI's taxonomy places the organism in Eukaryota, Metazoa, Arthropoda, Insecta, Hymenoptera, Agaonidae. The coding region runs from base 67 to 4407 and encodes 1446 amino acids. Gene Ontology annotation, molecular function: DNA binding; protein binding. Gene Ontology annotation, cellular component: nuclear chromosome; CHRAC. Gene Ontology annotation, biological process: positive regulation of DNA replication; regulation of DNA-templated transcription; regulation of heterochromatin formation. The transcript is spliced from 14 exons.